Messenger RNA from Striga hermonthica, 297 nucleotides. The record is from the annotation of a GenBank genome assembly. Lineage: Eukaryota; Viridiplantae; Streptophyta; Magnoliopsida; Lamiales; Orobanchaceae.
AUGGCUGGUGAAAAUACUAGUAAGCUGCAUUUCGUUUUCAUGAACUACGAUCCCGAAUACGAGCGGCUUCGAUCCAGCAAAACAAAGAGAGGGCAACAUGAGCUGGAUUUAUACUUGAGCAGGAAACACGACGACGUUUUGGCCAAGAAUUUGGAGGCAGGGACUUACAUCAAAACACUCUCUAUGGUCAUUGUUGAUGGUUUUGCAGUUCAAAUCACAGACGAACAGGCAGAUGUGCUGAGAUCUGCAAAAGAAGUGAGGAUUGUGGAGAAAGAUCUUCAACUUGGGACGAAUUAA